AUGCGCGAAGACCCCACGAUGCGCGACCGCCUCGCCGAUAUGUGGAUCGAGGGCCAGGUCUGCCGGCUGAUGACCCUGCGGAGCAUGUCCAUCGUGGAGAGCGACGGCAACUUCACCUACGAGGGUUCCGCCGAAAAGGUCUUCGCCCCCGAGCACGGCGUCCGCACCACCGAGACCAUCGCCCAGAUGCUUGGUCCCUACGGCCAGUUGCUCAACGGUUCCGAGGACGCCAUCGAAAGCGGCGUCUUCGCCCACAACCUCAUGGGCGCCUUCCAGAGCGGCAUCAACCACGGCAGCGUCCAGGUCAUGCGCGACCAGGUGGCCCGCCGCGGUUUGGGCAUGCCCCGCGUCUAG
Messenger RNA from Geodia barretti, 354 nucleotides. The record is from the annotation of a GenBank genome assembly. NCBI's taxonomy places the organism in Eukaryota, Metazoa, Porifera, Demospongiae, Tetractinellida, Geodiidae.